Puccinia graminis f. sp. tritici CRL 75-36-700-3 is the source of this 552-nucleotide messenger RNA. RefSeq lists its product as uncharacterized. The transcript has a single exon. The record is from RefSeq and is a predicted model, not a curated record. NCBI's taxonomy places the organism in Eukaryota, Fungi, Basidiomycota, Pucciniomycetes, Pucciniales, Pucciniaceae. The coding region runs from base 1 to 552 and encodes 183 amino acids.
AUGACUUUGCCGGAGGCACAGGAGGAGGAGGUUCGCCAGAUCACAGAGACGGUUAGAUCGGCUUGGGACCCCGCGGUGGCACAGCAUCUCAUCACGUUGGACGAAGCAGAGAUGAGUCCAGAUGUCUCAGCGGCUGAUGCAAUGCGUGGCCUUAGCAUUGAUCAAUCUCAGCCGGCUCAGGGGACUUCUGGUUCGCAACGACCACCAGACUCCCAGAAGGAUAAAGAACCCACGCCACCACCAAACGCCCAGCCAUCAUCAGCCGCAAACAAAGAGAAUCCAGCUCCCCCCAGCAGUGAUCGUUCCGACUCGCCAAUCCCCCGCCGCACAAAGAAAAAGGCACCCAGGCAACCCUCAACCCCUCCGAGCGAGCCUCAAGAUUCCUCAGUUCGUUCAGGAAAGAAUAGACAACCAACGCCUACGCAGUACUCUGACGAUGAAGAAGAAGACGAAGAUGAAGAGGAAGACGAAGACGGAGACGAAAGUGCAGAGGAGAGAAACCGCAGGAGGAAAGAGCCCAAGUUUGUGGAUGUGGUGGCUGGAGUGGAUUAG